Penicillium atrosanguineum is the source of this 855-nucleotide messenger RNA. RefSeq names its product sulfotransferase family protein. Lineage: Eukaryota; Fungi; Ascomycota; Eurotiomycetes; Eurotiales; Aspergillaceae. The record is from RefSeq and is a predicted model, not a curated record. Bases 1 to 855 code for a protein of 284 amino acids. The transcript is spliced from 3 exons.
AUGUCUGAAGGCCAGACCUAUAUCGAUCGUCGCGGGGCAUCCAGGACACGUCCGAUGGAAGUGCUUGCCCUAGGAGCUGGGAGAACAGGCACCGACACAAUCCGCGUGGCACUCAAAAUCCUUGGUUACGACGACUGCUACCAUGGCUACAGCUGCCUUCUCGAGAAUCCACCUGACAGCUAUAUGUGGAAAGAGGCCGCUGAUGCUAAGUUCCGUGGAAAGGGCAAGCCGUAUACACGCGCACAAUGGGACAGUCUGUUGGGAGAUUGUGCGGCGGUCUCUGACUUGCCAUGUGUGGCCUUUGCACCCGAGCUUAUCGAGACAUAUCCCGAGGCUAAAGUCAUCCUGACCCACCCACCGAAGGACUUCGACUCGUGGUACAGAAGUAACGAGCGCACUAUCAUGGUCAUGUGGGAGGAUUGGACUCGGGAUAUGUGGGCUUUCUUCCAUCAAGAAGCCUACAUCACGAGGCACACAUUUUUCACCAUCUUUUGUGACUUUUGGGGGCGGAACUUUAGACAGAAUGCGCGUCGUGUCUUCGAUCAGCACUAUACUAUGAUCAGGGAGAAAGUGCCAGAGGAGCAACUUCUCGAAUACAAUGUCACGGAGGAAUGGGAGCCACUUUGCAAGUUCUUAGGCAAACCAAUUCCAGAUGUUCCCUUUCCAGCUGGGAACGAUCCCCAGGACUUCUUCCGUCGGUUUGCCGUUGUUGAUCGACGUCGUCGCCGUGAAGUUGUCGUUAAGGGGGUUGCCACAAUUCUGGGUGUUUCAGGGUUGCUUCUUGCAUUCCGCGAGAAAAGUCGACUGAUGGACCUGUCAGCCUCAGCGAUCGGUCUGCUCAAAUCAUGGCGCUGA